GAAAAUGCAGCAAAUGGUCUUAUGGGAAGACAGAUCAUUGAGAAGGAUGGAAGAAUAAAGUUUGAAGUUAAUAUCAUAGCAGCAUUUAGAUUCUCAAUGAAAGGCAAAUUCUUGAAACCAGGAGGUAGCACUUAUGAGUUGAAGAUGGAUGAUGCAGCAAUUAUAGGUGGUCUAUUUGGAUAUCCGAUUGAAUUGACAAACAAUAUCGAGCUUCAAGUCCUGUAAGAUCUCUUUUUAUCUUUGUUCUUGGCCUCACAAGAGAGUUUAUGAUUCAUUUAACUGCUUACAAAGAACAAUGUGUUGUUAAUACAAACAUGUUUGUUUACUUUUGGUGUCUGCAAAUACACAGAUGAGAAGAUGAGAAUAAGUCGUGGCUUUGAUAACAUUGUCUUUGUGCACAUCCGAGAAAUGUAGCAAUGAUAGGAAAUUAAAAAUUUGUUAUAGUGCUCCUCCUAUAUGAAUAUGCAUGUAAAGAAAAAAAAAACUGUAAACUGUUUAGGUUAAAUUGUUAAAUUUCUCUGAUCAAUAUAGUUUUGAGAUUUAACUAACAAGAACCAGAAAAAAAAAAACAAGAAACCACAUGACAUGAUGGUAUAAGUUUCAUUACUAAUUGUCUAAAUUAAGACAACUUUAAAAAAAUCCGAAUAUUUUUCCAGCUUUGUUCAAGGAAAGUUAACUUUUCUAACGAGAAGAUAUAUCUGACAAAUAGAAAAAAUCUCAUUAACAAGGAAGACUUGCCCACUAACAGUUUCAACAAGAACAACAAAGGAAAUACGAAAUUGUUAUAUGAUAACAUUAUCUUCCUGCAUAUCGGAGAGAUUAGCCGCGUCCAGGGGACAUUAUUUUUAGGUUACCAAAAAAAUGUUAUAAUGCUCAUGUAAAUAAAUAAACUUUCAAAUGUUUUUUUUCUAACUGUUAAACUUUCAAAUUUUUCACAGCAAUGGAGGUUUUUUUUUUUUUUUUUACGUCGAAAGAUCAUUCUAUUACUCAGGCUAGAGGUGGUCUGGGUAACCAAACCGGAAUAGAACAACCAAUAAAAUGGAGGUUAACAGUUAAAUUUCUCUGUUCAAAUUAGCUUUUUUCCUUAGAUGUAACUAAUAAGAAACUUUAUCCACGCCCGAUAGGUGGUCGAGUGGUAAACUUUAGUGCUAAGUAAUCAAGAUUCGAAGACAUCCCACUAUAUUAUUGUUUGACUAUGUGGAUAUGGCCUCAUUAAUUACGGUUCAUUUGAAUAUCCAGAAAAUAAUCUAUUUGUGGACCGUAUCUCAUUUUGAAAAUUAAUCUUGACCAUUCUAUUGGACGGUAUAUACCAAUUACUCAUUAUUAUAUAAAUUUAGCUAUUAAUUGUCUAAAUUAAGACCCAAAAAAAACUUAGACCCCUGUUUUGUCUUAACUCUCAAGUAAAACUAAUUUUCUACCAAGCAAAAUAAAUCUGACAAAAAGAAUAUCAUUGAAAAGGGAAACACACCAUAAACAGACUCUGGUGUAAUUAAUUACUCUGUCAAAAAAACUAGAAAGAAAAAACCAUAAAUGGAAACUGUAACAUUCCAAACAAAUCACCAACGAUACAACAGAGAACCAUAAUACUGAUUUUUUCCCCUCAAAUCUCUCUUUCAAAUAUAUUUUUCUUGUUGCUUCUGUCUCUUGUAUUUGUUUUGUCUUUGUGUUUCUUUUAGGGAUGAAUAGCCUCAAUGAAGCCAAGACCAUGACGGAAACUUCAGGCUCAAGUAACUCUGUCUUGUGUCUAGCAAACCCCAUGGAGCAGCCUCAUGUGCCCACGACCACAAGAAGUGUCUUGUCCGACACAAAAUACAAAGGUGUGGUUCAACAACCGAACGGUCACUGGGGCGCUCAGAUAUACGCUGAGCAUCGAAGGAUCUGGCUUGGAACGUUCAAGUCCGCCGCUGAAGCCGCUGCAUCUUACGAUAGCGCAUCUAUCAAACUCCGAGGUAUUGAUGCUAACUCGUACCGGAACUUCCCUUGGUGUGAAAUCACGACCCAUGAACCGGCGUUUCAAGCCAACUACACAACAGAAGCUGUGUUGAACAUGAUCAAAGACUGUUCUUACCAACACAAGUUCAUGGAGUAUCUCAGAAGAAGAUCUCAGAUGGUGGACUUCGCCAACAUCAACAUCGUGGCGGCGGCAUCAAAACAGAGCCGAGCAGGGAGAGGAGUGCAAGACCCAUUCUCUUGCACGCCGCUUUUUAGCAAGGAACUUACACCGAGCGAUGUUGGGAAACUCAACAGGCUUGUGAUACCAAAGAAGCAUGCGGUGAAGCAUUUGCCAUUCAUAAGCGACGUUCAGAAAGAGAGGGAAGAAGGCGAAAUAGGAGGAGCUCUGGACGACGUUGAGGUUGUGUUUUAUGACAGGGCGAUGAGACAAUGGAAGUUUAGGUAUUGUUACUGGAGAAGUAGCCAGAGCUUUGUCUUCACCAGAGGAUGGAAUGGUUUCGUCAGGGAGAAGAGACUCAAGGAGAAAGAUGUGAUCGUCUUUUACCAUUGUGAUGUCCCGACCAAUGUUAAGACAUUACAAGGUCAAAGCAACAGCUUCUUGAUGAUUGAUGUUGACUACUUUACGGACAAGGGUUCCGUGGCUCCCAAGGAAGUAGACAAGAUGGUUCACAACACUUCCGAGGAAGAAAUGAAAACAGAAACCAAAGGAGGGUUUAUGCUGUUUGGUGUUAGGAUUCAAUAGCUAUUUUC
Molecule: messenger RNA, 2703 nt
Organism: Brassica napus (rape)
Lineage: Eukaryota; Viridiplantae; Streptophyta; Magnoliopsida; Brassicales; Brassicaceae
Product: AP2/ERF and B3 domain-containing transcription factor At1g51120-like
Exons: 3
Coding region: 1679-2695 (338 amino acids)
Biological process (GO): regulation of DNA-templated transcription
Molecular function (GO): DNA binding; DNA-binding transcription factor activity
Source: RefSeq, a predicted model, not a curated record